CUUAAUAAAUCAAUAAUAAAUAAAUAAAAGGAAAUUGCUCUUCUUUUUCGUCUUCGAUUCUCAUGAAUUCAAAUACUAUUAGUUUUCCUCCUGGAACCUGACAUUUUUCUCAGGAAAAUCUCCUCAGAUCGCCAUGGAAAAGAUCUUAUCCAACCUAAUGUAUAUCUUCAAGAGCCUCUCUUUUACAGAGACAUUCGUCGACAUCUUACUCUGCGCUGUACCAAUUUGGCUAGCCGUAAUGAUCGGUCUAUUGAUCGGAUGGUCUUGGCGUCCGAGAUGGACCGGUUUGAUCUAUCUAGGGUUCCGUUCUAAGCUUCGGUUUCUAUGGACUGCUCCGCCUGGUUUUGGUGCUCGACGCCUUUGGCUUGCUUUCACCGCUCUCUCCGCUUUCUCCGUUUGCCGCACCCUUUGGUCAAGGCUUGACACCAAAUCCACGAAUGGUUCAACAGCUUCUUCGCAGAUAGAAGAGAGUCUGCAAAGUGAUGAAACGGGUUUAGUUUCCGGAGCUAGAGAUGAUAACACGACGGUGAGGGAGGAGGAAAUUGUAACAGAAAAUGAUUUAGAGCAUUUGCUAGAGCUGCUUGAAGUCGGAAAUGAGACUAGGGAAUGGCAAUCAAUGAUGGACAAGACUACUCCAAAUAUGAGUUACCAGGCUUGGCGACAUGAGCCUGAGACAGGUCCUGUUGUUUAUCGUAGUCGAACCGUGUUUGAGGAUGCAAGUCCAGAUAUUGUUAGGGAUUUCUUCUGGGAUGAUGAGUUUCGACCUAAGUGGGAUUUCAUGCUUGCCAACUUCAAAACUUUGGAGGAGGAUACUCACACAGGAACCAUGAUUGUUCACUGGAGAAAAAAGUUUCCUUUUUUCUGUAGUGACCGAGAGUAUAUCAUUGGUCGGAGGAUAUGGGAGUCUGGAAACAAGUAUUAUUGUGUGACAAAGGGAGUUCCUUAUCCAGCUCUACCAAAGCGUGAUAAGCCGAGGCGUGUUGAGCUCUAUUUCUCAAGUUGGGUUAUAAGAGCGGUUGAAUCCAGAAAAGGAGAUGGACAACCAUCGGCUUGUGAAGUAUCCCUAGUCCAUUACGAAGACAUGGGAAUCCCAAAAGAUGUGGCAAAGUUAGGCGUGCGCCAUGGCAUGUGGGGAGCUGUCAAGAAGCUACACUCCGGUUUACGAGCUUACCAGACCGCCAGAAAAUCAGACUCUACUCUAUCCCGGAUCGCUCAAAUGGCAAGAAUCACCACAGUACUGAACAUGGAUUGUGCAGAAUCAUCCACAGGAGAUGAAGAAGACAGAAGCAGAGCAAUGGGGUACGCAAGGAGACAACGGGACCAUUUGAGAAUGGACUGGAAAUGGGUCGUUGUAGGAGGUGUCGCCUUGGCUUGUGGCCUUCACACGGGGGUCAUUGGUAAGGCUUUACUGGCCGGAGCUGGCCAGAGACUUGCUCGUAGGUGAAAAAUUUCUGUCGUAUUCUUAUUACUUUCCCUUGAUAGAAAAAGAGAAACGUUUACAUAUAACUAAAGGCAACUCCGAUGAGAAAAAGAAUGUGGUUCUUCUGAUGGUGAACCAUGUAGAGUUGUAAGUUUAAGCAAUGGAGUCUAUUUUGAAACCUAUCUUGUUACAUAGGAUAGUUUUUAUAAAUGAUGUGAAUCUACAUAGCUAUUAAUAGAUUACAAUCUUUGAAUGCGACACAAUUCACACACCUUUAGCACAUCUCUCAUUGCAUUGAUCAACAGAGAGCACACAUGAGCUAAUGUCAAAACUUCUCUCCUGCAUCAACCCACACAACGGUGUAUACAAGCACGUGGUCAUUACCUCUUAUGACGUUCCUCAUUCUGCAGAUCUUCAAAGGUUGCUUCCGGUGUUGCGGAUGAUGCAGAAUCAUCAUCAAACUCAGUUUCCAGUUCAUCUGAAUCCCAGUCUUCAUCAUCUGAAUCAAAAUCAACAUCAGAUAGUGAACCCUUGGCCUGAAUCCCACCUUCUUCACCAUCCUCUUCCUCCUCUUCGUAUGCAUCUAAAUAGAUGUCAUCUCCUUCUCCCUACCACACAAUGUGAGACCUCAAAAAGUCAUAACGGUGAAAUUCAAGACAAUAAAGUGAGUAUAGGGGAAAGACAUCAUACAUCUGUCUCUUCGGUCUCCUCGUCGCUGGAAGAAUAAGCCAUGUCAAGCUUGUUGUAUAACACUUGAUCUCCCUUGUCUUUUACAAGUUCCACUUGUUCCUGCCAUAAUGUAUUCAGGGUCUCAUGUUAGUUCAUUUCAGAACAAAAUAAAAAAACUUUUUUGUUGAAUCAGCAAAUGAAAGACAAGUAGAUUCAUACGAUUUCAGCUCUCAAC
Molecule: messenger RNA, 2324 nt
Organism: Eruca vesicaria subsp. sativa (arugula)
Lineage: Eukaryota; Viridiplantae; Streptophyta; Magnoliopsida; Brassicales; Brassicaceae
Source: the annotation of a GenBank genome assembly